Messenger RNA from Schistosoma spindalis, 3293 nucleotides. Lineage: Eukaryota; Metazoa; Platyhelminthes; Trematoda; Strigeidida; Schistosomatidae. The record is from the annotation of a GenBank genome assembly.
UGUGCCACCAUCCACCAUUGUCUGCAGUGAGUUACUAUCUCACGACUGACCUAGGUAAAAUCCACUGGUCACGGCUUGUUACAAGAACUCCAGGAAAUACUUCUUGGAGACCGUAGUCAGUGAGCAUAUGACGAUUAUAAUCAGAGAGGAAGUUUUGGGAUAUUAUAUUAAGUUAAUUGUUGAAUUCAUGAGUUAAUUGAAAUUAGACGAUCAUGGAAACCUGGACGGCUGUUUCGUCCUAAUGUAAAACUUCUAGGUAGCGUGCAUUCAUUAUACAUUGACAUCAUUAGAUUCCGGCUCAGUGGUCUAAUGGUUAAGCGCUUGCGCACAAAACGGAUAGGUCCUGUGUUCGAAUCCCGCUAGGCAGCAUUAUGAAUGUGAACUGCUGAGGAGUCUCACAAGAGAACAAAUCAGCUUCCAGGUUUUCCAUGACAGUCUAGCUUCAAUUGACUCAUCAUUUCAACUAUUGAAAUUCCUAUAAUAUCCACAAAACUCCUCUUUGAUAACAAAAUUUACAUUCCUAAUAAAUCCAUUAAUUUCCCAUUCACUAUACAUGAUAUCUUAAUUUUACACGUAAAUAUUUAAAAGUCAUUUUCUCAUCUUUACACACACACACACUGUCUUUCUUCCUUUCUAUUUUUUUUUCUUUUACCUAUGUAAUUAUCUUUUCAUUUAGUUCUUUUUUCUUUUUUUUUGUUUCUCUUCAUAGAAAUGAAAUUUUUCUAAUAUUUAAAUGUUAUAAUCAAUAAAAUCAAAUGAGAAAUACGGAAAAAUCAGAAAAUUUAUGGUGUUUUUCAUUUAUUCAAUAUUUAAUGAAUAAAUAUUUCAAUUAUAAAACUAUGCAAUCACAUGAGAAAUAUAUUACAUUAAAACAUAAUAAUAAUAGUAAUAAUAAUAGUAAUGAUGAUAAUAAUAAUUUACAAUAUAGAAGACAAUCAUUAAAUGAAACUAUGGAAAAAUCAAAAAAUUUAUUAAAAAAAUCAACUACAAUGUUAUUCACUAAUAGUAAUAAUAAUGAUCAUCAUAAUCAUAAUCAUAAUAAUGAUCAUCAUCAAAUGAAUAUCAAUACAAUACUUCAUUAUAAUCCAUUAGCAACAAAUAAAUUUUCAAAAACAUAUAAAUCAAUUAAAAAUCAAUUAAAUUCAUCUCAUCUAUGGAAAUGUCCACAUUGUUUAACUGAAAUACAAUUAAUCAAUAUUCAAACUACACCAGAUAUUAUUAUUAAAUCAAAUCAAUAUAAUAAAAAAAUUCGUACAAAUCCAUGGAUAAAUUAUUCUAAAUUAGAAUUAAAUCAUUCUAAAUUUAAUAUACCUAUGACAUCUUAUUCAAUUUCUAGUUCAUUAACAGAUAGUGGUAUUUAUUUAUGUACAGAUAAUAGUUCACGUUAUGAUUAUAUAACUCGAUCAACUACAGAAACUGAAAUAAAUAAAAAUAAUUAUUUUAAUAUAAAAAAAAAUGAUAUACCUAUUAUACCUAUAUCACCAGAUCCUCCACCAUCACCAGCUCCAAAAUGUACACAAUGUAUUAUUAAUCCAGAAUGUUUAGACCAUACUAAUUUAUCUUAUGAAGUAAAUAAAACUCAAGAUUUAUUAAUGAAUUCUAAUAAAACAUAUAAAGGAUUUUGUAAAUCAGCAACAUUGGAUUUAUCUAAUUUAAUUACUGAUACUAAUCAAUCAAUCAAUAAACCAAGAAGAAGAUUACUAACUAAAAGAGUAAGAAAUCAAAUGAGAAGAUCAUGGUUACAAACUAAUACAGGAUCAACAUUACUUCCAUAUUUAUCACCAUCUAUACAUUCAAAUCCAUCUUCAUCCUCAUCAUCAUCAUCAUCAUCAUUGUGUAAAUCUCCAUCAUCUAAACAUAAAGUUACUCUUUCAGCAGAUGAAAAAAGUUCUAGUUAUAAAAAUAAUCAAACUGAAAAUAUAAAUGAUAAAUAUGAUUUAUUAAGUAAACAAUCAGAUACAUAUGAUGAUAUUUACAAUAGUACACAUAUUACUUUUAACAAAAAUACUAAUAUUUCUAAUUCACAAUCUAUUAUAGACAAUGAAAUUAAUCAAUCAAUGAUAACCUCUUUCAUUGAAAAUAUGUCACCAGAAUUGUUUAAAUCAAUGAAUAUAAACAAUGGUCUAAAUUUUUCAACCGUUUAUAAUAAUAAUAAUGAUAAUAAUAAUGACAGAGAUGAAGACAAUUUCUAUGAUGAUAUUCAAUUGGAAAAUUUACGAACUAAUUUAAAAAUCCUCUCUGAAGCUAAAAAUGUAAUCAAUAUGCAAAUGAGAAAUUUAGGUCAAAAUUAUAUUAACUAUUUAAAGAGUAAAUAUUUAAUGAAUACAGUGAAAGAUCAAUAAAGUUAUAAGUGAAACAUUGGGAAUUGAAAAUUGAUUAGAAAAUAGAAUUUUUGUAGAGAAAAAAAAAUAUUUUUUUUAUUGUAUAUAAUGUAGUGUAAAUUAAUGCAAUCGAGUGACAGAGAGAGAGAGAGAGAGAAAGGGAUAGAGGGGUGGGCGGGGGAGUGGUUACCGGAGGGAAUUAUUUUAUAUCUAAAUUCCAUGGAAUUAAUGAAAAAUGAUUUAACUAAUGACAUGAUCAAUUAUGAUCUAUUGUACAUUCUCUAUAAAUUAUGAAUUACAAAUGUAAAAGAAUAAAUGUUAAGUAUGACAUUAGUUUUAUUUCUAUACAUGAAAAAGAUUGAUCUUACAAUUUUUGAUGAACAAUAGAUUUUUGUGUACACAUUGUAAGAGUGAUAAUAUGAAUCAUGUAUAAUCUAACUAUGAAUAUAAAAAAUCUAUUUACAUUCAAUGUAGUUAUUUAUUUGUCUUUUUAUUAGAUGGUUUCAAGUAUAUUAUUGCAGAAUGUAGAACUUCAUAUUUCAUUUUUCUUCAUAUAUAUAUUGACAAGAAGGUGACAAUGUAACCAUAGUUUAUCUCACAUAUACUUUGGUAGUGUUAACCAUCCAUUUUUGUGUAGUUGACAAGUAAAACCUGUGAUUCAUGAUAACCACUGAUAUAGUAGUAGAUAAAUGGAUAAUAACUUACUGAGUUAAUUAAAAGUAGACAAUAUUAUAUUGACGUUAUCAAUAUCAAACCACCUUCAUAUCAAAUCAUAAAACUUUGUAAAUUCGUCAGUAAAAAUGCCUGUUAGUUCUCUAAUAAACAAUGAAUUUCAUUCAUUUUAAUUAUUUAACGACAAUUUUCAUGCAAAUUUUAAUUUCAAAAAGUUUCAUACAAAAAAAACAAAAUAAAAUCAAAAAUUGAUUUGAAUAAAAGUCUAGAUAUUAGCAUUCACAACCCAAUCAGAAAUCG